Gamsiella multidivaricata is the source of this 467-nucleotide messenger RNA. RefSeq lists its product as uncharacterized. The record is from RefSeq and is a predicted model, not a curated record. NCBI's taxonomy places the organism in Eukaryota, Fungi, Mortierellomycota, Mortierellomycetes, Mortierellales, Mortierellaceae. The coding region runs from base 201 to 383 and encodes 60 amino acids. The transcript has a single exon.
ACUCCGAGCACCACAAUCCUCAAUUGUCCCACUCCCGGUCUAAUCAAUCACACCAGGGUCCAGGUAGGAAUCAUCCCUUCGUUGAACUCCUUUAUCUGCUUCUACAGCUUCUUUCUUUCUACUCUCUCCUCUUCCCUUCCCAUCGCAUCCAUCAGUCGAGAUCAACGCUAUCCCUGUUUGGCCUCACCACAGCAACACAAAUGGAAGAAUUUAACAUGCCUUCGGCCUUAUUUCAGUACCGCUACCUGUCUGGAGGAUGCGAUGGUGCCUCAAUCACCCCUAUCAUCUACAUACGGACAUCCGUCGUCGCUUGCAGUUCUCUGCUACUUCACGUUAUCGUCAAUCUCGCCAUUCUCACCAUGAUCGCAUCAGCCCUGCCGUAAGCGGCCUUGUAGGGGGCACAAGGACCGCAGUUUGCAUUUCAUGCUACGCCAUUUGGUCCGUGCUAUCGUUCUUUUCCCUUCCCC